UCUAGCUUGCAGCUCACCUCUAUGCGCUUUCGUUGGCGCGGACAUACUUUAAAGAAAUUUCAUCACAAAUUUGUAAAAUGGAACCCAAUUCGCAGAUUAUGGAAUGUGUUGACUUGACUUGUGAUCAACCAACAAUAGAUUUAACUGAAGAAGGAUCGGUCUCGCCGUCUGUUUCUUUCUGUGGAUCCUUGCCACACUUUGGCAAUACGCAAACAUGCUUCAACAUGUCGAAAACUGAUGUUGCCGCCAACAUAAAAAAUGAAGUGCUUGAUUCAGAUUGGGAUGAUGAUGACUUGGAAAGUGAUUGCUACUCCCUUGAAUUUGCGGGAAUUACAGAAAAAGAUACCAACGAUGAACUAAGUAAUGAUUUCCUUAAUGGGGACUUUAAUGACGUUACCCUGGCAAGUCGUAAGGUAAAAGGCGCAGCUGAUUAUUCCCAUUUGAAAAACACAAUAAUGGAUUGUUUAAAGGUGCUGCACGAGCCAGUAGAACCAAGCCCAGAAGAGAUUGCUGAACAGCCUGUAGCUUUAUUGGUUCCCUUAUUGAAACACCAGCAGCGUGGACUUAAAUGGUUGCAAUAUCGAGAAAAGCAGGCGGUUCGAGGAGGAAUCCUUGCCGACGAUAUGGGUUUGGGAAAGACCCUAAGUAUGAUUUCGUUAAUGCUCUCUACAAUACAGGAGACCCGGGAGAAGGAGGAUAUUAAACGUAAGGCGCUGGAGACUGAGUGGAAUAGGCAAUUUUAUAGCCUGCAAGUUGAACAGAAGAAGCCCAUCUUUUCGCUAUUUAGUUACGACGACGAGGACCAAACGGCUGAAAAUAAACAGCCAACUAAUUCAUUCCAAAUGGAAGCAAGGCCGCUAUUUAAAACCGAAUCGGUUCAAGAAGAAGAAAAACCUGUGGCUCCAAUGAAGGAUAUGGAAACUACCGAUAAUGAUAGUGAUAGUGACAUAGGUCCAUAUGGACGGGCUGGAACCCUGGUAAUUUGUCCAAUGAGCGUAAUGCAGCAAUGGGCUAACGAAGCAACCAGCAAGGUAACCGAUAAUUACAUUAAAAUCCUUAUAUAUCAUGGUCCAAAUCGGCGAAAUAUCGAUCUGGAGACCCUUCUUAGCUAUGAUAUGGUAAUAACAUCUUACCACACAAUAGCAAAAGAGCGCAAAAGAUUAUAUGACUCGUCGUUACUCUUCGCCGUCAAAUGGCAUCGGGUGAUACUUGAUGAAGCCCAUGUUAUUCGAAACCGAGCAACUGCCUGUUGCAGUGCCGUUUGUGCCUUAGAUGCAAAAUGCCAUUGGGCACUGACUGGAACUCCGGUACAUAACAAGGCAAUCGAUGUUCUCGCAUUGUUAUCUUUCUUGAAAGUGCCUAAUUUUAAAUCACUGCAACAAUGUAAAGAUUAUUUAAAUCAGGGCAUAAAAGCCCAUUGUAGAUUACAUGCCAUUAUAAAACCGUUAAUGUUGCGCCGUACGAAGUCAGAGUUGCAGCAAUCCGGUGAAAUGCCAUCGCUCCCCGAGUUAAUUAUUGAAGUCAUUCAAGUCACACUGUCGGAUGCAGAAUUAGUAGUGUAUCAAAUUUUAUCGUCAAUCUCGCAAUCUAUAUUUGAACAAUACCUACGUCAACGGCGGGAGGGAAACCCUGAUCUGAACUACUAUUGUAACGAUAAAACUCCUGUAUUUAUGCCUAAAAUAUUUGAAGCGGUUUAUAGUGAAUUAUAUGGACGAUUCCUUAAAUCAAUGGGCUAUACCGCAGGUUUUAAAGUCAAAGGCAUCGUGAUUUUGGUACUACUCCUGCGUCUGCGUCAGUUUUGCUGUCAUCCUGGACUUAUGGUUCAAAUGAUUUGCGACACCUUGAAUACCGAAGAUUUUAACAAGAUGAACGAUGAUAUCGACGAAAUGGUUGGUCAUCUAAAAACGGAUAUCUUAGCUGAGUUGGACAAUUACAAUCCCAAUGAGUCUCAAGCUCAGUCAGAAUCUCUAUUUAAAAUCAAAAAAGAAGAGAAACCAUUUUUUAAGCAAGAGUUAAAAAUGAAACAUGAAGAUGACAACUACAAUUACAAGAUUGAGGAAAAGUCUCAGUUUAAAUUCCUAAUAAAGAAGGAAGAAAAACCAUCAGUUAAGCAAGAGAUAAAAAUUGAUUAUGAAGAUCAGAACGGCAAUCUCAAGCUUGAAGAAGAAAAGAAAUGCCUUACCUUUUUGAAAAUGGAUCAAACGGAAAAACAGGAGCCAAACAAUGAAGCAACACCCACCGAUCUAAACGUUGUUUUGCCUGAUGAGGGUACAGCUGCCAAAUUGUUGCGGCCUAACAAUCCUAUUUUUCAAUUUUCCAAUCUCUCGUCAAAAAUGAAACUUAUCUCGGCCAAGCUGCAGCAAGUGCUCAAUGAAACUAAUGACAAAGUAAUUGUAGUCUCACAGUGGACAAGUUUCUUGGAUGUUAUUAAAAAACAUUUGGAUAGCCUCUCUUGGGAGACGCUUGCUUUUAAUGGAAAAAUGAGUUUUAAAGAUCGUCAACUUGUUCUUGACGAGUUCAAUGACACGAAUAAUUCGAAACGAGUACUUCUUCUAUCUCUCACCGCUGGCGGUGUUGGACUAAAUCUAAAUGUUGCUAAUCAUUUGCUGCUAAUUGAUCUUCACUGGAAUCCCCAACUGGAGAAACAGGCUCAGGAUCGCAUAUAUCGUUAUGGCCAGCACAAGAAGACUUACAUCUAUCGGUUUAUGUGCGUGGACACAAUUGAGCAGCGUAUUCAAGCACUUCAGGAUUAUAAAUUAGAGUUGGCCAAAAUGGUGAUCAAUGGAGGGCGUUUGCCUAACAGUGGUCGCCUUACACUUCAAGAGCUCAAAAAGCUUUUCGGACUCUAGUAAAUUAACUUCCAAUUUCUAAGUCAUAUUCGAUAUGGUUUCCAAUGAAAUAAUUUUUUUUUAUUUUUAGUUAUCCUAUAGAUUGCUUUUUAACAUUUAUGCCAAAUAUUUUGUUUUCCAAUAACAGCUUUAGCAUAAAAAUUUAGAAAGUAGCCAAAUAUUAGCUUUAAAAUUGAAAAUGAAGAUAUUAACAUAUAUGAUUUUAAGCCCCCGUUU
Drosophila willistoni is the source of this 3065-nucleotide messenger RNA. RefSeq names its product transcription termination factor 2. Bases 78 to 2849 code for a protein of 923 amino acids. The transcript has 5 exons. Gene Ontology annotation, molecular function: ATP-dependent chromatin remodeler activity; ATP binding. The record is from RefSeq and is a predicted model, not a curated record. NCBI's taxonomy places the organism in Eukaryota, Metazoa, Arthropoda, Insecta, Diptera, Drosophilidae.